Molecule: messenger RNA, 5139 nt
Organism: Grammomys surdaster
Lineage: Eukaryota; Metazoa; Chordata; Mammalia; Rodentia; Muridae
Gene: Plekha7
Product: pleckstrin homology domain containing A7
Exons: 27
Coding region: 35-3835 (1266 amino acids)
Biological process (GO): zonula adherens maintenance; epithelial cell-cell adhesion; cell-cell adhesion mediated by cadherin
Cellular component (GO): pore complex; zonula adherens
Molecular function (GO): protein binding
Source: RefSeq, a predicted model, not a curated record
CUCCCCCGGCCCGGGGCUCAGGCGCUGGGCGAACAUGGCGGCUGCGGUCGGGCGGGACACCCUACCUGAGCACUGGUCCUAUGGCGUCUGCCGGGACGGCCGCGUCUUCUUCAUCAAUGACCAGCUCCGCUGCACGACCUGGCUGCACCCGCGGACCGGAGAACCGGUCAACUCGGGUCACAUGAUCCGCUCAGACUUGCCGCGCGGCUGGGAGGAAGGCUUCACGGAGGAGGGCGCCAGCUUCUUCAUAGACCACAACCAGCAGUCUACAACAUUCAGGCAUCCUGUGACUGGACAGUUUUCUUCAGAGAACAGUGAAUACGUUCUGCGGGAGGAGCCACACCCACAUAUGUCGAAGCAAGAGAGAAACCAAAGACCGGCCAGCAUGGUCAGUGAGACAUCCACAGCUGGGACCACAUCUACCCUGGAGGCCAAGCCUGGACCCAAGAUCAUCAAGUCCAGCAGUAAAGUGCACAGCUUUGGGAAGAGGGACCAGGCCAUUCGGAGGAACCUUAAUGUUCCAGUGGUGGUGAGGGGCUGGCUACACAAGCAGGACAGCUCUGGGAUGAGGCUGUGGAAAAGACGCUGGUUCGUGCUGGCUGAUUACUGCUUGUUUUAUUAUAAAGACAGCCGAGAGGAAGCCGUUCUCGGGAGCAUCCCUUUGCCCAGCUACGUCAUCUCCCCAGUGGGCCCCGAGGAUCGCAUAAGCCGCAAGUAUUCUUUUAAGGCCGUGCACACGGGCAUGCGGGCGCUAAUCUACAGCACCACCACAGCGGGCUCUCAGGCGGAGCACUCGGGCAUGAGGACCUACUACUUCAGUGCCGACACGCUGGAGGACAUGAACGCCUGGGUCAGGGCCAUGAACCAGGCUGCACAGGUGCUGUCUCGAUCAUCACUGAAGAGGGACAGGGACAAGGUGGAGCGGCAGGCCAUGCCACAGGCCAACCACACUGACACCUGUCCAGAAUGUGGCCACAUGGGACCUGGACACUCAAGAGAUUGUCCUCAUCGAGGCUAUGAAGACUCCUUUGGCUUCGACAGGAGGGAGCAGGAGGAGGAACGCUUUCGUUCUCAAAGGGACCCACUGGAGGGCAGGAGGGACAGGAGCAAGGCCAGGUCCCCAUACUUGCAAGCUGAAGAGGAUGCCUUGUUUGUGGAUCUACCUGGUGGGCCCCGAGGCCAGCAAGCACAGCCACAGCGAGCUGAGAAGAACGGGGUGCCACCUUAUGGCCCAGGAGAACAGAAUGGGACCAGUGGGUACCAGCGGACUGCUCCUCCCAGGGCCAACCCAGAGAAACUCAGCCAGAGGAAGACCAGCCUGGCCCAGGCAGAGCACUGGGCAAAGGCUCAGAAGGCAGAUGGCAGGAGCUUGCCCUUAGACCACACACUUCCUCGCCAGGGACCCAGCCAGCCCCUGUCCUUCCCAGAAAACUACCAGACUCUUCCCAAGAGUGCUAGACAUCCUUCUGGGAGCUCUUCACCCCCUCCCCGGAACCUGCCCAGCGACUACAAGUAUGCACAGGACCGAGCCAGCCACCUGAAGAUGUCCAGUGAGGAGCGCCGGGCACACAGAGACGGCACUGUGUGGCAGCUGUAUGAGUGGCAGCAGAGGCAGCAAUUCCGUCAUGGCAGCCCCACUGCACCCAUAGGAGCUGGCUCCCCAGAGUUCACCGAGCAGGGCCGCAGCCGGAGCCUGCUAGAGGUGCCCCGCUCCAUCUCUGUGCCUCCAUCUCCUUCUGACAUCCCUCCUCCGGGGCCUCCAAGGCCCUUUCCACCCCGGCGGCCACAUACACCAGCAGAAAGGGUCACAGUGAAGCCACUCGACCAGAGGAGGAGUGUGGACAUCUCUCUGGGGGGUUCUCCCAGGAAGGCACGGGGUCAUGAGGUCAAGAACUCCUCUCACGUGGACCGGCAUUCCAUGCCCUCCAUGGGCUACAUGACGCACACAGUGAGCGCUCCCAGCUUACAUGGAAAAUCGGCUGAUGACACCUACCUCCAACUGAAGAAGGACCUGGAGUACCUGGAUCUCAAGAUGACAGGCCGAGACCUUCUUAAGGAUCGAAGUCUGAAGCCCAUGAAGAUCGCCGAAAGUGACAUUGAUGUCAAGCUGAGCAUCUUCUGUGAACAAGACAGGAUACUCCAGGACUUGGAAGACAAGAUCCGAGCUCUCAAGGAGAAUAAAGACCAGCUAGAAUCUGUGCUGGAGGUGCUGCACAGACAGACAGAGCAGUACCGAGACCAGCCACAGCACCUGGAGAAGAUCACUUGCCAGCAGAGGCUCCUGCAGGAGGACCUCGUCCACAUCCGUGCGGAGCUCUGCAGAGAGUCCACGGAGAUGGAAAACGCAUGGAACGAGUACCUGAAGUUGGAAAAGGAUGUGGAACAGCUAAAGCAGACCCUGCAGGAGCAACACAGGAGAGCCUUUUUCUUCCAGGAGAAGUCACAGAUACAGAAGGAUCUGUGGAGGAUUGAAGAUGUCAUGGCAGGCCUGAGUGUGAAUAAAGAGAACUACAGAGUCCUGGUGGGAUCUGUCAAAAAUCCAGAAAGAAAGACGGUGCCUUUAUUCCCUCACCCAUCUGUGCCUUCACUCUCUCCAACCGAGAGCAAGCCGGCCCUGCAGCCCAGCCCUCCCACCAGCCCCGUGCGGACACCUCUGGAGGUCCGACUCUUUCCUCAGCUGCAGACCUAUGUGCCAUACCGACCUCACCCGCCCCAGCUGAGGAAAGUGAUGUCUCCUCUGCAGUCACCAACCAAGGCAAAGCCUCAGGCGGAAGACGAGGCACCUCCCAGGCCACCACUUCCUGAACUCUACAGCCCAGAGGACCAGCCCCCGGCUGUGCCACCUCUGCCAAGAGAAGCCACCAUCAUUCGGCACACAUCUGUGCGUGGACUGAAACGACAGUCGGACGAGAGGAAGAGGGACCGGGAGCAGGGCCAGUGUGUGAACGGGGACUUGAAGGUGGAGCUCCGGUCCUAUGUGAGUGAGCCAGAGCUGGCCAGCCUCAGUGGGGACGUGCCUCAGCCCUCCUUGGGCCUUGUGGGCUCUGAGAGCAGGUAUCAGACGCUGCCAGGUAGAGGGCUCUCGGGCUCCACGUCCAGGCUCCAGCAGUCGUCCACCAUCGCUCCCUAUGUCACACUCCGGAGAGGUCUGAAUGCCGAAAACAGCAGUGCGACCUUCUCUAGACCCAAGAGUGCCUUGGAGCGCCUGUACUCGGGAGACCACCAGCAGGGCAAGAUGAGUGCAGAGGAGCAGCUGGAGCGGAUGAAGCGACACCAGAAGGCUCUGGUCCGGGAGCGCAAGAGGACCCUGAGCCAAGGAGAGAGGGCGGGUCUGCUCUCAGCCCGAUACCUCAGCCAGCCACUGCCUGCAGACCUUGGCUCAUGGAAGAGAGAACAAGAUUUUGACCUGCAGCUGCUGGAGCGGGCUGCGCAGGGGGACAGAAAAGACAAAGAGGAGGGCUGGCUGAAAGUGCAAGCCACACCUGUCACGGAGUUGGACCUGGAGCCACAAGACUAUGACUUGGAUAUCAACAAAGAGCUGUCUAAACCAGAGAAGGUCUCCAUCCCAGAGCGUUAUGUGGAACUAGACCCUGAGGAACCACCCAGCCUGGAGGAGCUGCAGGCACGGUACCAAAAGGCGGAGAAGAUACGAAACAUCCUUGCCCGGUCAAGCAUGUGCAACCUGCAGCCACCAGGCCAGGACCGCAACAGCCUGGCCGACCUGGACUCGCAGCUGCAGGAGCAAGAGCGGAUAAUCAACAUUUCCUAUGCCCUGGCCUCUGAGGCCUCUCAGCGCAGCAAGCAGGUAGCAGCCCAGGCAGUAACGGACCCAUGAUCCAGUAUGCAGAGGAGAAGCCUGGAGCCGGGGGCCCAGCGAAACCAGCAUCUUCCUGGAAUAUGGUUCUCCCCACCCCAGUGGAAGCCUUUCCAGCUGAGCAGGGGCUCUGGCUGGAGGAGAGAGCAACCCACCCACCAUGGUGGGUGCCGCACAGAGCCAGGGCUCCAUCCUAACACACGCCCAUUUGUUUCAGUCCAGAUUCCUUUUUACAGACGACAGAAGCACUUUUGAUACAUGAUGUAAAAUAUACUGUAUUUUAGAAUCAGAAUAUAUUUUAUAAUGCUCACCUAGAGGACUGAAUAGCUGGUAAGGUGAGCCUGCAGGGUUUUGUAACCACACAUAGGGAUUCAGAUACUAUGGGGGUGGGGUGGCAUAGGGGUAGGGAGAGCGACAAGGCAAGCAGGGGCCAUUUCCACCAUCCAUGAACCCAGACAGUGGCGGGAUUUGAGGCUGUGCUCCCAGUGGAUUCCAGUAUGAAGCUCAUUAUGCUCUCCAGGACAAGAGAGGCAGUUAACUGCAGAGGUCCGCAUCCCUGAGCUGAUGCCCAGCCUGGGAAACUCGACCUGGAUGGCCCCUUGGAGCCUGUCUGUUGUGCCUUGGCCCUUGGUUCUGACUGAGGAGCAACCAUGUGCUCAAAAGCCUUGGCUCUUCAGCUGUCGGUGAAGUGAAGUUCCCUCAGCAAACAAUUCUCAGAAGAAGAAGAAUUAAAAAAGCCACUGUGAAGUGGAAAGUGGAGAUGUGUAAUAGCAAUAAAAUCAGCAUGGGGUGGCAUCUGCUUGCAAAUGCCUAGCGGUGAGCCCCACCCAGGCAAUACAAAGGACCUAUGCUUCCUGCUGUGGGGAAACCCAGAACAGCUUCCCUUGACUAGGUCUGGUGAGGUGGGCAGGCAGGGCCAGGACACAGGAUUGUGACCUGACUCCAGCCCAGCUGAUGAGGAGGCAGCCAUGCCAGACUCUGGUUUGGCCCUUUAUUUGACUUGUCUCAAGAUAGUCUACAUGCAGAAAGCAAUGAAAACCAUAAACACCUUUAAACAAAAAUUUGUCUUUGACUAUGCUUAAAAGAAGAAACAGAAUCCUUGAAUAUAUUUAGAAGUUACUGUCUAUUUUUAACUAACUCCAUGUGCUGCCAGUAUCAACUUCAUGACAUUUGCCAAAAUAAGAUUUUAUUUUUUGCCUUUAUAAGAUUUUGUUGGAACAAAUGAAAUGAAUAUUUUGCAAGAAAAAGUUAAUUUAAAUAAAAGUGUAAUGGUUUGCAAAAAAAAAAAGUGAUGUAUAGAUUAAAAUAUUAACCUCAUCUGUGUC